This is a messenger RNA of Aspergillus chevalieri, 1365 nucleotides long. RefSeq names its product M20 family metallo-hydrolase. The transcript is spliced from 4 exons. The record is from RefSeq and is a predicted model, not a curated record. Gene Ontology annotation, molecular function: hydrolase activity, acting on carbon-nitrogen (but not peptide) bonds, in linear amidines. Lineage: Eukaryota; Fungi; Ascomycota; Eurotiomycetes; Eurotiales; Aspergillaceae. Bases 1 to 1365 code for a protein of 454 amino acids.
AUGCGAUUCCGCACAAACGCAACGCGUUCUAUUCGACAACUAUCCACCUCCUCCCGACCCCCGACAUCCGGCCUCAGAAUCAAUCCUGACCGACUAUGGGAGACAAUACACGAAACAUGUAAAUGGGGCUCUGCCCACCCAUACGGAAAAAGCCCCCGCGAAACAGGGAUGGCCCGUCUCUGCCUAACAGAUGACGACGCGCGCGUCCGACAAUGGUUCGCGACAGAAGUAGAAAAGCUCGGCUGCUCACUGUCCACGGACCAGAUGGGGAACAUGUUUGCGCGGCAGUCUGGAAGUCUGAAAUCAUCGGCUCCGAUGAUUGCGAUGGGUAGUCAUCUGGAUACGCAGCCGAGAGGUGGUCGCUAUGAUGGGAUUUUGGGCGUUGUUGCUGCGGUUGAGGUGUUAAGGACGAUGAAGGAGAGUGGGUUUAGGACGCACUAUGAUGUUGGGAUUGUUAAUUGGACGAAUGAGGAGGGUGCCCGGUUUCCAAAGUCCAUGUGCUCGUCUGGUGUCUGGGCCGGUAGUAUCCCGAUUCAGAAAGCCUGGGACUUGCGCGACAUCCAUAAUUCGAGCGUGACUCUCAAGUCAGAGUUGGAAAGACACGGUCUCCUAGGAUCUAUCCCCUGCGACGCGAAGUCUGGAUUCCAGCUCGGAGCACAUUUUGAACUGCACAUCGAACAAGGUCCCAUUCUUCAGAACACAGGACGGUCCAUUGGUAUCGUCCAGGGAGCCCAGGGGUACAGGUGGCUCACUUUCACCGUCCACGGACGAGACGCUCACACGGGGACGACGCCAUUGAACGCCCGGAAGGAUCCAUUGCUCGCAGCGUCCAGGAUGAUUGCUGUGUCUAAUGACAUCGCCAAACAACAUAAUGCACUGGCAUCGACUGGUAUACUCAAGGUUCCAUCCAACGCAUCCACGAAUACCGUCGCUUCGGAGGUGACUUUCACGCUUGAUAUCCGGCAUCCGCAGGACGAGGUGGUACACGCAGUCCAAGACGAGUGUCUCAAGUUGUUUGCGAACAUUGCCUCGCAGGACGGCCAGGGAGUAAGCUUCGACUGGACACUGGACACGGACUCGCCCGCUGUCCAGUUUGACAAGGGCUGCGUGCAGUCUAUCCAGGCCGCUGCUGAGAAUCUUGUUGGUCUGGGCAAGUGGAUGAAUAUGACGAGUGGCGCGGGCCAUGAUAGUGUUUAUACGAGUAAGCACUGUCCUACGGCUAUGAUUUUCGUGCCGUGUCGGGAUGGGAUUAGCCAUCAUCCAGAGGAGUACUGUAGUCCGGAGGAUUGUGCUCUGGGUGCGCAAGCUCUACUAGAAUCGGUGGUUCAUUAUGAUCAGACGAAGAAGGAUGCUGAGGGUGCAUAG